Arabis nemorensis is the source of this 1776-nucleotide messenger RNA. Lineage: Eukaryota; Viridiplantae; Streptophyta; Magnoliopsida; Brassicales; Brassicaceae. The record is from the annotation of a GenBank genome assembly.
AUGUUGCGAAGCCCGAUUGGGGUGUGGUGGGACAUCAACACCUGUCCGGUUCCCGAUGGGAUUGACGUUGAUAGUGUCCACUCGCAUAUACAACGGCAGUUGAGGAGGCACUUCAUUCUAACUGAGUUGAGCAUCUUUUGCGUUGGCAACCUAGAGCGUAUCCCUCGUCGGGUCUUGGAAGAGAUCUCUUCAUCUGGAAUCCUUCUUAGACACGUCCCCCUUUUUGGCUGGUCGGCACUUUGUGAUCAUAUGCGGGAAUGGAAAAAGCGUUAUCCAUCAGCUCGUUUUAUAAUGCUCAUAUCCGGUGAUAUUUCGUGGUUUACUGGUUCGUGGUUUAAUUCCUCUAUUCACUCCUUGGGAUACUGUAUUCUUCGUGCCUUUCCAGCUCCUCGCCCACCAGGCUACCCGGCUUAUGAUGAGUGGGUCUGGGAAGAGUUAUUAGUCCUAGGCAAGAAUGGUUUCAUGCCAAUCACCCCGAUACCUCCUAAGCGUGAACAUGUCUCGUUUUGCACACUAUGCGGAUUUCCUAGCCAAAGCGUUGAUGUUUUCUACAAGCAUCUCCAGAGCAGAGAACACACGUGUGAGCUCGUCCAAUCCGUGUUGGCGUUUGUAGACGAGAACAAUAAUAUUUCCCAUUUUCUGAAACUUUCUGACUAUCCUGACUUCUGUCCCGGCUUGGACCUGACCAUCCCCUGGACCGGUGGAGAUCUUUCACAGAAUAUGUCCUGUCUCUCCCACCUCUCAUUCUACCUCCGCUUAUUCAACCAGAGAUCAAAGAUAUCACGAGUCUUUCACAAGACCCCCACUGGGGUGUGGCGGGACAUCAACACCUCUCCGAUUCCCGAUGGUUCUGACCCUAGUUUUGUCGGUUCGCGUAUAGAAUCGGCCCCUACGACUGGGGUGUGGUGGGACAUCAACACCUGUCCGAUUCCCGAUGGUUAUGACCCUGGUCUUGUCCGUUGGCGUAUAGAAUCGGCGUUGCAGGGGUACCUUGGUCCUGGUUGCCCAGUCACCAUCUUUUGCAUCGGCAACCUAGAAUUCAUCUCUCCUCAAGUCUUGAAAGAGAUCUCUUCCUCUGGAAUCCUUCUUAUACACGCCGUCAGUGGCUGGGAGGCAGUCCUCACUCUUUGGCACGAAUGGAAAAGGCGUAAUCCUCCUCCGGCUAAAAUACUGCUCAUCUCCGCCGAUCGCUCCUGGAUUAAUUCCUUUUGUUUCUCCCUCGGAUACACUAUUCUUCGCGCACUUCCAAAUCCUCAGUCAUUCCCGCCCUGCACGUCUACUCACGCAUGGGACUGGGCAAGCUUAUUGGAAGAGAAAUCAUGUCUUGUGGAUACAAUUACAAACAGCUCAUGUAUACGUUUGACUCAGUCAGAGAAUUCAAGCUUGCUGAAGGAUGAACCUGCCUCGUGGUAUUGCACACUGUGCGAAAUUCCUAGCCAAAGCUGUGAUGAUUUCUUCAACCAUCUCGAGACUACAUCUCAUUCACAAAAAUUGUGGAGCAUGGUGCCUCUAAACAAGUUCCGUAAUAAGCCUCGUUUUCUUUGCACAAUUUGCAACUAUCCUGGCUACGACCAUCUGAAUUUUGACAUCCACUUGACCAGUGAAAAACAUGCACAGAAAGUAAAAGAGAAGAAGAAGAUGGAGGUUGCUUCUUGUCAUGAACAAGAAGAAGAGGACUUGGUGUUGGCGUUUGUAGACGAGAACAAUGAUCCUUCCAUGUGUUCCAAACUGUUUGACUAUCCUGGCUCCGACGAGUGUAAUAUGACCAUCCCCUAG